AGUGGGUAAAAACAGAAGCCGGAUACUAAGAUUAAAAAAAAAAGUUUAUCAAUGGGCCCAAAACAUUUAACCCUUACAUUUCCGUUUUAACCUUCCGAGGGAGGCACUUUUGAUCGUGAUCAUGUUGGUACUGCCGAGUAGAGUGUGUGACAACAUGUAUUUCUCUCUUCAAGUCAAUUUUUAGGGUUCCGUUUCAUUCGAUUUUUUAUCAACAGCCACACCAGAUUAGAUUAGAGUAUAUCACUAUGGAAAUUACAAACUCCAAUGUCUCCGAUGAUCCAUUUCCGCCGGAAAACCAACACGACACCGGCACCACAAUAGCGCAAUCCGUGAACAAACUCAACGACUUGUCGAUUUUUAUACAAGCUUUCAAGAACAGGUAUGAUGAACUGCAAAAUCAUCUUGAUUUCAUCGAACACGCCAUCUCCACAAGGACCAGUGAACUCGAAGCCCUAGCCACCACCACCGCAAAGGUAGUCAUUGUUCAACCGGAAUCGAAAUUGGAAUCAAAAACCGAUGACAAAGUAGCCGAACAACAACAACAUCAACAACAACCAGAAGAAGAGCCAGAAGAGGAAAGAGCAAAAGAAGAGGACAAAAAGGAAGAAAUUGAAAAGGGCGAUGAGUUUCUCUUGCUUUGCAAAACGAUGAAUAGCCGUGGUUUGCGUAGGUAUAUACUCACGCAUCUCUUUGAAACAGCGUUGCUCAAGGAACAAAUCCCCGCUGCUCUGAAAACUGCGCAGGAACCGGCAAAAUUGGUGUUUGAAUGUAUUGGAAGAUUUUACCUUCAGGGAAGCAAAGCCUAUACCGUAAACUCACCUAUGAUUACUGCAAGGCAAACUUCGGUUUUGGUUUUGGAAUACUAUCUGAUAUCUGGUUGUGUUGCGAGUGAAGCAGAAAUGGAACUUUCACUGAAGGAAGAAGCUGCAGCUGCAGCUGUUGCGUGGAGGAAGAGACUCAUUUCUGAAGGUGGUGUGGGUGCUGCCAGUGAAAUGGAUGCACGGGGUUUGAUUCUUUUCCUUGCGUGCUUUGGGAUUCCUGGUAUUUUUAGGAAUGAGGAUAUAGCUAACUUGGUUCAUUUGAGCAAACCUGCGGAAAUCUCGCAUGCUCUUCGCAAAUCUAAGGUCCUUUUUGGCAGAGUUUCUGAUAUUACAGAGGGAAUGAUGAAAAAGGACAAAGUUGUUGAAGCUAUUGAAUUGGCUUAUACCUUUGGGUUUGAAGAGAAAUUUUCUCCCCGGACAGUACUAACUUCAUUUCUACAUAAGUCUAGUGAAACUUGGAAGAAAGCAAAAGAAGCACGUGAUGAUCCUAGUUUGCUGAAGAAAACAAACGAAAAAUACUUGACUGCUUUGAAAUCUGUAAUCAACUGUUUGGAAGGUUUCAAGGUUGACAUUGCAAAACUUCUUCCAGAGUGGAAACUUAAGGAUACAAUUCUCCAACUGGAGAAAGAUAUUAGUGAUGUCGCCAAAAAAUUUGAAGACAAUUCACCGCCCAAGAGAAAAUUGGAUAAAAGCAGUACUUCAAAGAAAGUGAAAGGCCCAGACACAAAACGAACAAGGUACGAUGUGAGAGAUCCUUUUAUGGCAUCACCUUCAGUAACUACCUUGCAAGGGCAAAGGAUUGCUAGUCUUAUUGAUGGUAAUAGCUCAUAUGAUACUUCAUUAACUGCACAUUAUCUGGAGGGUAGAUCCUAUGGCUACCCAAAUCCCUAUUCCAUUGCAGCAUCUGCACAAUUUGGAUCUGUUUCAGGGUCGUUGCCAGAAGGUUAUAUUGGAAGGGGAGUGUCAAUCGACAAUGUUGGGGCAAUGCCGAAUAUCAACAGCUCUCUGUAUAGUAGAUUGCAUAGUAUAGAUGAAGGGGUAUUAUCUUACAAUAGGUCAGUCGAUCAGAGUUUUGCAGGACAGCCUUCAUCGGCACGAGCAAAUCAUUUAUAUGGGAGAGUAUCUGCAGAAGGUUAUCCAAGUUUGCCAGAUCAUCACUCUAUUGGUGCUCCUAGUCGCGGGGGAGGCUCUGAUUUGUAUAGUUUUGCUGAUUCUGUAUUUGAUUUGUAGUCAUUCCGGUGCAGCAAUUCUCCAGUGGCUUCUGUAUUUUGAUAAGCUGGAAGCAAACUUCAUCCCAAACGAUAGUCAGCUUGGAUUUUUUGUUGUUGAUUUUUAUUAGAGUAGACAUAGGAUUGACACAUGCAGAUAACUAACUUGGUCAGCAGUUUUUAGCUGUAUCAUUUAAAUUAAAUUGUUGUAGGAUUGAACUCAUAUAAACAUCUCGUUAAAUCUGCAUAUGAUACGGAAGGAAUUAUAGCAUGGCAUUUCACUUAA
Messenger RNA from Lathyrus oleraceus (garden pea), 2315 nucleotides. RefSeq names its product protein FRIGIDA. The transcript has 3 exons. The record is from RefSeq and is a predicted model, not a curated record. Bases 246 to 2051 code for a protein of 601 amino acids. Lineage: Eukaryota; Viridiplantae; Streptophyta; Magnoliopsida; Fabales; Fabaceae.